Tachysurus fulvidraco (yellow catfish) is the source of this 3619-nucleotide messenger RNA. RefSeq names its product TRPM8 channel-associated factor homolog. NCBI's taxonomy places the organism in Eukaryota, Metazoa, Chordata, Actinopteri, Siluriformes, Bagridae. The record is from RefSeq and is a predicted model, not a curated record. The coding region runs from base 688 to 3435 and encodes 915 amino acids. The transcript is spliced from 11 exons.
UGUGAAUUGAGUAAAACGCAGGCCUCGGUGGCAACCGUCCGUUUUAACACACCUUUGAUCACAUAAAUUAGUCAUCUGUUUAAUAUCCGCUCUGCUGUCGGACAUCUGAAAACCAGACGCUGGCUUAGAAGAGUAGGAAAAGUGGCAUUAUUGCGGAUUUUAAGUAGCUGGAUUGCCUGGAGGAAGAAGCUCCUCCUGAGUCUGUCUAUGUUGGUCCUCAGGAUCCGGUAACGUGUCCCUGAAGGGAGCUCUGAGAAGAGAUUGAUGAUUCAAUAUUUGUCACCCACAUUUAGAAAAUUCCAGACUCCACCUCUCUUUCUACCCGCAUGAUUGGCUUUUAUUCACAUGCUCAUAGUCAUGCAGACGUGUCUUCCUGGUUCUUUCUGAGAGCUUGCUGUGUUGCUCUUGCUCGUCUUCUGGAUUGUUCACAGUGUAAAGAAAACAGUUCUGUGAACAUUCUCUGCUAUUAAUUUCUACAAGCUUCUGGCAAAACAAACAAUCAGCUAUUGGUGCAGUGCCCUUGCCCUUCCUAAAUAGCCUUAUUAAUGCUCUAGCGAACACGUUCUAGCUGAAAGAGCAGGGAGAGGCAGUCUGUACUCGUUUUCUAGCAGUACUACAUCUCUUCAACUUCAUAGAUUAUAUCAGGGCAGAAGUACCAAAGAUUAAUCAUUCCAGCAUUAAAGCACAAUGGCACGUGAGUUUGACUACUAUGCCCUUAUGAAAGGCAUUCAAGAGCUUGAUUUCCAAGGGAUUGCAGAGCCAAGUGACCUUGUGCUAAUAGGCAGCAAUGCCUUUCCUCUGUCAAUGAAUCCAAGAGGUCAGGUCCUAAUGGCUGCAUCUCGCUAUGGCCAAGGACGAAUAGUAGUGUUGGGACAUGAGGAGUAUUUAAUACGUUUCCCAGUCCUGGUGGAGAAUGCCUUGAAUUGGCUUAUGCCAACUGAGUCUGAAAACACAACUGUAGGCAUUCAAAAGAGUCUCAUUUCCCUUGCAAAGAAUUUAUCUUACUCCUCUCUGAAAACUGAGAUGGGAGAUUUCAAAAAUGUCGGGAUAGCAGUGUAUGUGACUGAUGCCUACAGUGUCGAUUCAUGUGCCAAAGAGUUAGUGACCUUCCUGAAAUCUGGGGGAGGCUUGCUCAUUGCUGGUCAGGCUUGCAGUUGGGCUCAAUCCCAUCCAGGAGAAAAUACAUUACUCUGCUUCCCAGGCAACAAAGUGUGCAGUGUGGCAGGAAUCUAUUUCUCAGAACUUCCAGCUGAGCUCGGCAAAUUUCCUGUUCCCAUGCAAAUUCCUUCCAGCUGGCUGGCAGUUUCGAUUGGAAAGGAUUUUAAAGAUGACCUACAGUUCCUACUAGAAGGUGUUUCGGAGUUUGAUGUUCAAGGUGGGGCUUUAGCGUCCGAAGUGAUGGCACAUGGACCCUUAGCCUUCCCUAUUGCACUUACCCCAUGUGGUAGAACAUUCAUUGCUGGGGCCUACUAUGGACAGGGGAGAAUAAUCGUGGCCACCCAUGAAAGCUACCUUGGUCGUGAUUCACUGUCUACCUUUUUGAUCAACGCUAUCAACUGGCUUGAUGAAGGACGCAAAGGGGAAAUCGGAAUCAUCCCCCAACUUAAAGAUGCCCAUCGUGUUCUGAGCAAGUCAGGGCUAAAUUGUCAAUUCAGCACUUUUAGGGAAGACCUAAGUGUCUUUGUCUGUACCUCCUACGAUGAUUCCCAACGUCACCAGAUCAAGGAGUUUGUUGCUGAGGGUGGAGGUCUUAUGAUUGGAGGUCAUGCUUGGUACUGGGCCCAGUGCCACCCUCACCUCAAUGUGAUGACUGACUGCCCAGGAAACCGUAUCCUCAAUAAAAUGGGAUUGUGCCUAAUGGGUAAUACCUUGCACGGUGGCUUGUAUAAAGCCCAGCAAUUAACAGGAGAUGGGGCCAGUGCUACACCAUACCAUUUCCGUGACUCGCUACAGCGCUUUGCUAGCCAUGUCAUCGAGGGCCAGGAUCUUUCCAAACAUGAUGAGAACCGUCUACAGAAACUGAGAAAUGAUUGCACAAGUUAUCUCCGCAUGAAUGCUCAUGACAGCUCUUCCUAUACAUCAAUGGUUUCACUGCUCACAAAUAUGGUGAAAGAGGCAGGAGUUCCACAGGUGUGCGAUACAUGUCCUGUGAAAAAUACCAAAGAUAAAUUGCUGCUUCAUGUGGGAAGUGAGGUGUACAAAGUGUGCAGAGAUCCUGAUGCACUUCUGCCGUACAUCAUCUCCGAUAUACCCGAUCUGCCUACAGUUUCCAAUGCGAAAGUCAGGAUCAAGGCAGAUACAUCUGGUUGUGAAGAAUGGAUAAGCACAGGACUGUAUCUUUCCCCUGGAAUGAAAACCUACAUUGCAGUACCUCCUGAAAUCAAAGGCAAAGGUUGGCAGCUGCAGACUGGAUGUCAGACAGAUUGCUUGGAAAAUUUAGAUGUUCUGAAACGUGCUCCUGUAGUGCACGAGCGAUUUGCAUUGGACUCUGACAUGGUGCAGGUCUGGAAUUUAUGGGGUGGACUUUUAUACCUGAUCGCACCACCCCAUAGCAAAGUGGAUGGUGCGGAGGUUAUUGUACAAACAGCCAUAGAAGCACCGUACUACAAGUCUGGACAAACCAGUGUAAAAGACUGGGUGCAGAAGAUCCGUAGCGCACCAGCUCCUUGGGCAGAACUGGAGUUUGAGAAUAUAAUCAUCACCUUACACUCUGAAUUCAUCCGUAAACUGGACCGUCCUGAUGAGGUGGCGGCUCUCUGGGAUUCCAUCAUGAAGGGUGUGGCUGAUUUAGCCGCAAAACCUGCCAAGUUUCCACGCAAGGAACGUUUUGUUGCUGAUGUUCAGAUCUCUCAUGGUUACAUGCAUGCUGGCUACCCUGUAAUGAUUCACUCCGAGUCUGUCGCAGAACUCGUGAACCCAGAGACAGCUCGUACACAUGGUAUUUGGGGAGCUAUUCAUGAAUUAGGCCAUAAUCAGCAGCGCUCGGUGUGGGAGUUCCCUCCACUUACCACUGAGUGCACCUGUAAUCUGUGGUCAGUGUAUGUGCAUGAGGAGGUGCUGGGGGUGAACAGGGCAAAAGCUCAUCCGAACAUGACUCCAGAAAACAGAAAGAGACGAGCUGAGAGUUACACCAAGGAAGGCAGGAAACUGGAAAACUGGAGUGUCUGGACAGCCCUGGAAACAUACAUGCAGCUGCAAGAAAAAUUUGGCUGGGAUGCAUUCAAGAAAGUGUUUGCAGCUUAUCACAGCAUCAGUAAUGUGCCAAAUGACCAAGCUGGAAAGAUGAACUUGUACGCUGUAACAUUCUCGAAGGUAGUGAACAUGAAUCUGGCUGCUUUCUUCAAAGCCUGGGGUUGGCCCAUUCAGGCCGGCACAGAGGAAACGCUCAGCAGUCUGCCUGUGUGGAGCGACCAUCCCAUGGCCCAGUAUGCUUAACUGCCCCAUCUGCAGUAUGCUAUACUCCCAUCAUGCGUAUACUGUAGCUAAUUUCCUUACAUAUGCACUGUAUUUAACAUGUUAUCCUGUAGAAUCAGCCAGAUCUAUUCAUGCUGUUUGCAAAUAAAACAAUUGAUUUAUUAUGGAACUAAAUCCAAUAAAUAUAUCUAAUAUUAAUCUUGAA